AUGGCUCCGGCCAAGUUGGCACCACCCGGCCGCGGGGAUGUGACGCUCAAGUCGGCGUCGCCGCCGCUGGGGCAUCUCAUGACACUGUACCAGCGCUAUGACUCGCUGCGUAAUUCCAUUGCGCUGCUGCGUGAGCAGACGCUGCAUACGCCUGGCAUCGAAGAUUGGCCCUCGGUUCAAACGCACUAUGCGAACCUCUUGUCGCACACGUUUUCGAUCGCGGCAGCGCUACAGUCGCCGUCGCCCACGUUCUUGUCUUCGCAGCUAUCGACGCUCACGGAAUUUCUCGAGACCGAGGCACAAGAUGCGAACCUGUUUGGCGACGACACGAAAAUGGACGCGCUGCUGGGUGGCGGAGAUGCGAAAGCGACGUGUCCGCCGAUGGAAGACAAGGAUCCACAGAGCCAGUUGCCUCUGCUCGCUGUGCACCCGUGCCAGCCCAUCCCCGACAGCAAACUGAAUUGGCUCGGCACGCUGCUGAGCACGGUGCCUGAGACGGAGGUGGCGCAGCAGGAGGCCGAGCGCCUAGCGGAGUAUGAUCAAACGCACGCGGCUGCGGACGUAGCUGCCGAGAGAGAGGCGCAUGAUGCGCGAUGUCUACAGGCUUUGCGGUCAUGGUACCACACGCUUUACGCACCUGACGAAGAUGGCGAUACGUACGAUUUUGCUAUGCGUGUGGAAGACGACGAGCCGGUUGGCUAG
Molecule: messenger RNA, 702 nt
Organism: Malassezia restricta
Lineage: Eukaryota; Fungi; Basidiomycota; Malasseziomycetes; Malasseziales; Malasseziaceae
Exons: 1
Coding region: 1-702 (233 amino acids)
Source: RefSeq, a predicted model, not a curated record